Molecule: messenger RNA, 2774 nt
Organism: Meleagris gallopavo (turkey)
Lineage: Eukaryota; Metazoa; Chordata; Aves; Galliformes; Phasianidae
Source: RefSeq, a predicted model, not a curated record
UAGGGAGGUAAUCCAACAGCUACUGUGAUUGCACUGUGUGCAAUGAGAGACUUCAACCUUGCUCAAGAAACUUGCCAGCUGGCCAUCAGAGACAUUGGAUGUCUUGAAGUGUUGAUUAAUUUGCUUGAUACAGAAGAAAUUAAAUGUCAGAUUGGCUCAUUAAAAAUCCUAAAAGAAAUUAGUCAAAAUACACUGAUCAGACAUUCAAUUGUGGAUCUUGGAGGCUUACAGAUCAUGGUGAAAAUACUGGACUCUCCAGAUACAGAUCUAAAAUGUUUGGCUGCUGAAACAAUUGCUAAUGUUGCUAGAUUUAAACGAGCACGAAGUACAGUAAGACAUUAUGGAGGAAUCAAGAGACUGGUUGGGCUGUUGGAUUGUAUGUCAGUGAGAUCAACUAGUCUUAUACCAUAUCAAGCAAAAGAUACUGAAAAAGCACGCUGUGGGGCUUUAGCACUCUGGAGCUGCAGCAAAAGUACCAAAAAUAAGGAAGCAAUCCGUAAAGCUGGAGGCAUUCCAUUAUUAGCUAAGUGGCUUAAAAGUUCACAUGUAGACAUCCUAACCCCGGUUGUAGGGAUAUUACAAGAAUGCGCCUCAGAGCCAAGUUACAGACUUGCAAUAAGAACAGAAGGAAUGAUUGAAAACCUUGUGAAAAAUUUGAGUAGUGAACACGAGGAGCUUCAAAUGCAUUGUGCUAGUGCCAUAUUCAAGUGUGCAGAAGAUAAGGAGACACGUGACCUGGUUAGACAGCAUGGAGGUCUACAACCACUGUCUGUUCUACUCAAAAACUCUGAAAAUAAAAGACUUCUAGCAGCUGUGACUGGAGCAAUCUGGAAAUGUGCAAUCAGUGAAGAAAACGUGUCAAAAUUUCACGAAUAUAAAGUCACAGAAGCUUUGGUAGGACUGCUCACUGAUCAACCUGAAGAAGUUCUUGUAAAUAUCGUUGGAGCACUGGGGGAAUGUUGCCAAGAAUUAGCAAAUCGAUCAAUUAUCCGUAAAUGUGGUGGAAUACCACCCCUAGUGAAGUUACUUACUGGAACUAAUCAGGCAUUACUUGUGAAUGUCACGAAAGCAGUGGGAGCUUGUGCAACAGAACCUGAGAAUAUGAUGAUAAUUGACCGUUUAGAUGGAGUUCGUUUGUUAUGGUCAUUGCUGAAAAAUCCUAAUCCAGAUGUUCAAGCAAAUGCAGCUUGGGCUAUUUGUCCUUGCAUUGAAAAUGCCAAGGAUGCAGGAGAAAUGGUUCGGUCCUUCGUGGGUGGCUUGGAGCUUAUAGUCAAUUUGCUAAAAUCAAAGAAUAAAGAAGUUUUAGCAAGUAUCUGUGCAGCCAUUACAAAUAUAGCUAAAGAUGAAGAAAAUUUAGCUGUAAUAACAGAUCAUGGAGUCGUCCCUCUGUUGUCUAAACUAGUAAACACAAACAAUGACAAAUUAAGGCAUCACUUAGCAGAGGCCAUUUCUCACUGUUGCAUGUGGGGAAACAAUAGAGUUACCUUUGGAGAGAACAAGGCAGUAGCUCCUUUAGUACACUACUUGAAGUCAAAUGAUCCAUUGGUCCAUAGAGCUACAGCUCAGGCUUUGUAUCAGCUUUCAGAGGAUCCCAGCAACUGUAUCACUAUGCAUGAAAAUGGAGUGGUGAAGGUGAGGUAGAAAUUUUCUUAUUUGACUUGGUAAAAGAGAUUUUUCAUUUGAAAUAGCUUUUAAAUACUGCAGAGUACCUCAAAUAUUCUGAGUCCUGUCCUAGAAAAGCUCGAUGGCAGUGAAAUAGUAAAGAGUAUUUCAGUGCUAAAAUUAUCACAGCUUGGUGGUGUUAUUACAUCAACAUUCACUUCUAGAGUGCUUCGCUUGACUUUGACCUGAGGUGGUAGUGAUAUUACCUCAGCAUUUUAUCAGCAUGCUUGAUUCAUGCAUUUUAACAGCAUGGAUAGUUGCCCACUGUGGCAAAAAGGCACCUUGGAACUGUGUGUAACUGGAUUUGGGGAAAAUUUAAGAUUAAAAUUAAGAAACAAAGUUUACCUGGAACCAUGCAAUAAUGAAAAAUCUUGUUUUAAGAGUUCAGCAGGAGAACAUUUUGCAAAGGCUCUAGAAAGAAUUUUUCUAUGAAAAUGAUUUCUGAAAGGUUUUAUCUUGCAACAAAGAGAGGUUCUUUACUGAAUUGCAUUAUACCAGGACAAGAGAUAGUAGUCACGGAUUGAGACUGAUGGAUUCCAGCUAGAUAUAAGGAAAAAAUAUUCCACCUGGAGGGUACACUGGAACACUUUCUUACAGUGGCUGUGGAAUCUACAUCCAAGGAAAUCUGAAAACCUCUCUUGAAAGAAAUCGGCAACCUUUUCUGGAUUCAGUGCUGUCCUUGCUUUGAACAGAAGGUCAGCAUUGAUGAGAUAACCUUCAAACCUGAGUGAUUUAGUAAUCAAAAUCAUCUGACUUCUAACAGAUGGAGAAUAAUGAUUGAACUUUGCAGAAUUCCACAGUCCUUUGGUAGUGGAGAAGUAUAUUCCAUCUUUUCUCUGUAUUUUAUUGAUUUAUUCCUGUGGCAUAUCCAGUUAGGGAAAAUAGCUGUUUUUUGUGAUACUAGCCUUUUUUAUCCUCUCUGCAGAAGCAGUCACCCCUUCUUCAGUGUACUUUGUGAAAUGAGCAUUUCAAAAUAAAUAUUGUUAGAGUAACAGAUUUAAUCAGUCUGCUGUUUAGAUAGUUAAGGAGAAGUGUCUGAAUUCUACUCCUUAUCAUUCAGAAAUGGAAUAUUCAUUCCAUAAACAGGCAAUUCACUUGAAUUUUAGGUCUGG